AUGUUAAACCAUGUAAACAAAUCACAAUAAAAUCAAAAUCUCAAGAUAUUUUAUCAGUUCCUUUAGAUACAAUACCUUUGCAGGGGUCAAAAUUUCAUACACUUGCAGCCAGAAAACUUAUUCAAGAAAUUGAGGAUGGCAAUUAUUAUCCUAUUUACACAAAUAACAAAAAUUUUAUUGCAAUUGAUUCGUAUAAUAUUGAAGAUCAUGAAAAAAGGGAAGAAUUUGAGAAAAAAAUGGCUAUAGAGAAAUAUAAAAAAUUUGAUCAUGAAGAAAAAUUAAUUAUAGAGCUUGAAAAGCAAAAAAAAAUUGAAAAUAAAAAAGACAUCGAACUUAAAAAAAAAUCUGUGAAAAAAAUAAUAAUGGAAUUUGAGAAAGAAGCUGAAAAUCAAAAUGCUAUAAAACUUGAAAAAAAAGAAUGUGAAAAAGCAAUUAUUGAAAAAUGUAAAGAGCUUGAAAAACAAAAAAAAAUGGAAUUAAAAAAAGAACAACUCAAAAAAGAAAAAACAAUAGUGCUUAAAAAACAGAAAACCAUUCAAAUUAAGUCAUCGUCAUAUCUUGCAACUGUUAUUAACCUUUCAUAUCUUAAAAAAGUUGAAAAACUUAAAAAGAAACCUGCAAGCAUUACUAUUGGUUACUUGAAACUUGCAGCACCAAAUAAUUAUAAUUGGAAAGAUAAAUAUGAUAAAGGUCGUGAAUAUCUUUCUAAACAAAUUGGAGACGCAUAUGCUGAAAAAGAACUUUUAGAUUGUACAGACAAUUAUGUAGUUGAAAAUUAUACAAAGAAGGUGAUUAAGGACAAAAAGAGAAUGGCAGUAGCUACUAUUCAAGUCUCAACCACUCCUGAAAAAUGCGAUGACAUAAUAUCUAAUCAAAAUGAUGAUGGAAGUUUUGAAAUCAGUGAAACUAUCUGCGAAGAAUUAGAGUCAUCAGAAUUUCCUUUGGGUGAUUUUUAUAUAAAAUCAGCAUCCGGUGUUUUCACAUCCACACCAGCACAAAAUUUGGUAGUAGAUAUUAAACGCAAUUUAUUCGUGCCUUGGGGUGCUAUCAAGGAUGGAACGAAAGCUAUUAUAGCUCAUCAAAAAAGCGAUAUUGAUCAAGAUGAUCAUCAACUUUGGCGUCAUGAAGAUGGUUGGCUAAUUAACAAACAAACAAAUUUAUGUCUAGAAGUGGAUGAGGCGAAAGCAGGAAUUUGUCUCAGUGUUCACCAUAAGAGAAACCUAAAUAAGGCUAAUAAUCAACGUUGGAUCCUUACCCCUGAAGGGCAUAUUGCAUUAAAAAGCAAUCCCAAAUUCGUUAUCGAGGUUCUCCGUAAAGGAGCAGCUGUGAAAGAUAGAUCUUGUCUUACUCUCACAAAUACAAAGUCGAAAAACUUUAAAGAUGGCCCGAACUCUAAAUUUGUUAUUAUUCAUAAGAAACAUCUUGAUGGUGCUUUUAUUGGCGUGAUUCGAAUGGAAUUAGUAAGUGCUAAAGACCUUAAAAGUAUCGAUCCUUCCCUUGCUGGAGAAAAAUCUUAUGUUCGAAUUUUUGAUGAGGAUAAUAAAAUUAUUGCCCAAACUAAAUUCAUCGAUAAUAAUUUGAAUCCAAUUUGGAAUGAAGUUCAUUACCUUCCGGUUAAGAAUAUUGGUGAAAAAUUUCUUUUAGAUGUGAUAGGCUAUAAUACUCAUACGAAAGAUAAAUCGCUUGGAAUCUAUCACUUUGCAGUUACUCGAGAUUUCAUCAAAAAAAUUUCCAAUGGUACACAAAAUGGCAUCGAUAUGUGGGCAAAACUUUCAACUAAGGGUCAAAUUUUUUAUAGAGCGAAGUUCUUCUCUCUGGAACCUCUUCCUCAACAAACUCCUGAAUUUCUAAAGAAAAAUUCUUUUAAUUUAUCAACUUUAUAUCUAAUUAUCACUUUACAAACACUAGAUGGAAGUUUUCCACCUUCAAACACAUUAGCCAAAUUGUUUGGUUAUGAAUCACUAGGGGAACUCAUAAAUUUAUACAAAUCUCAUUGUUGUGAAGAUCGUGUUUUAAUGAUUAAUCAAACAGUAUGGACAACUAGUAUGGUCUCAUGGUUCUUGCAAUCUAUGUUAAAAGAAUAUCGAAAUGAAUGGAUUGGUGUUUAUGAACGUGCCGAACAAUAUAUUAGUAAAGAAAUUAAUUAUAACUUAGAAAUCGAAAAAGUUGUGGUCACUACUGGCAAGAAGGCCGUUCAUGAGAGAUUUGAGAUUAAAUAA
Molecule: messenger RNA, 2219 nt
Organism: Scutellospora calospora
Lineage: Eukaryota; Fungi; Glomeromycota; Glomeromycetes; Diversisporales; Gigasporaceae
Source: the annotation of a GenBank genome assembly